This is a messenger RNA of Macrosiphum euphorbiae (potato aphid), 699 nucleotides long. Lineage: Eukaryota; Metazoa; Arthropoda; Insecta; Hemiptera; Aphididae. The record is from the annotation of a GenBank genome assembly.
AUGUGGUUGUUUUUACAAGAACUAUGCGAACAAAUUAUUUUUAAAAAAUUGUUGGUUCUUAAACUACAUUUGGAUUUUGAAAUCGGUGCCCAUGAAGCGGCAAAAGAAGUUUUCCCCAACAUCGAAAUAGAUGCAUGUCGUUUUCACUUAGGACAGUCUUGGUGGCGCAAAAUUAAUUCUGAAAAAGAACUUCGCUUGGCCUACACUAAAAACUCCGAUUUGGGAAAAUGGUUAAAACUUUUUUUUGGAUUACCAUUUUUACCUUUUCAAGAUAUCCAAAAUGCGUUUGGUGAACUCAUAUCAAUUUGUCCCGAUUUAAAUAUUGGAUGUUUGUUUUCUGACUACAUUUUAAAUACAUACGUGGAGAAUGGUUGUUUAUUUCCACCGGAAGUUUGGGCACAAGAGCCAUCCGAAAAUCCCCGUACGACAAACGGAUCUGAAAGUUUUCAUCGAACUUACAACGCUCAAUUUCAUAGCUCCCAUCCUUCCGUCCAUGUAGUUAUUUCAAUUCUAAAAGAAACGCAAGAGGAAACAUGUACCAAAAUUCAAUCAGUAUUUAAAGGUCGGAUUAAAAAAAUGGAAAAUUCUGAUUUAAAUCGUAUAAAAAAAGCCAUGAAAGAAUAUAACAAGUACAAAAUUCAUAAAAAUAUUAUAACAUAUUUGUCAAAAAUUUGUUAUAUAAGUGGUACCAAGGUAUAA